This is a messenger RNA of Microcebus murinus (gray mouse lemur), 1169 nucleotides long. Lineage: Eukaryota; Metazoa; Chordata; Mammalia; Primates; Cheirogaleidae. The record is from RefSeq and is a predicted model, not a curated record.
CGGGUCGCCGCGGCUUUCGCUUUGCCGCCGCGGCUGGGCGGGCGGGAGGAGCAGCAGGCUCGGCGGCCGGCUCUCCUGGGGUCCCGGCGGGGCAGCGCCGCGUCCAGCCCUCCCGCUUCGGGGAUUCCCGGCCGAGGCGCCCGCGCCCCCGGGCUCCCCGCCUCGGCCCCCCGCGGCCCCGAUGCCGAGGCAUGGAUAGAGCGGCGCGGCGCGCGGCGGCGAUGGGGGAGAAGAAGGAGGGCGGUGGGGCCGCGGCGGCCGCGGAUGGGGGCGCCGGGGCCGCGGCCAGCCGGGCGCUCCAGCAGUGCGGGCAGCUCCAGAAGCUCAUCGACAUCUCCAUCGGCAGCCUGCGCGGGCUGCGCACCAAGUGCGCGGUGUCCAACGACCUCACCCAGCAGGAGAUCCGGACCCUGGAGGCGAAGCUGGUCCGGUACAUUUGUAAGCAGCGGCAGUGCAAGCUGAGCGUGGCCCCCAGCGAGAGGACCUCGGAGCUCAACAGCUACCCCCGCUUCAGCGACUGGCUGUACACCUUCAACGUGAGGCCGGAGGUGGUGCAGGAGAUCCCCUGCGAGCUCACGCUGGAUGCCCUGCUGGAGAUGAACGAGGCCAAGGUCAAGGACACGCUGCGGCGCUGCGGGGCCAGCGCCGAGGAGUGCGGCCGCCUGCAGUACGCCCUCACCUGCCUGCGGAAGGUGCCGGGCCUGGGAGGGGAGCACAAAGAGGACUCGGGCUGGAGCAUGUCCGACGCUCGGCGGGAAAGCGGCUCGGGGCCCCCCACGGACACCCUCCCUCCGGCCGGCCUGGCCUGGCCCCCGGGCAGCGCCGCGCUGGGCAGAGUGGGCAACGGCGCCCAGGGCCCGCGCUCCGUCUCCGUGUCGGCUCUGCCCGCCUCGGACUUGCCGGCCCCCGGCCUCAGCGAGGGCCUCUCGGACACCUGUGUCCCCCUGCACGCCAGCGGCCGGCUCACGCCCCGCGCCCUGCACAGCUUCCUCACCCCGCCCACCACGCCGCAGCUGCGCCGGCACGCCAAGCUGAGGCCGCCGCGGACGCCGCCGCCGCCCAGCCGCAAGGUCUUCCAGCUGCUGCCCAGCUUCCCCACGCUCACCAGGAGCAAGUCCCACGAGUCCCAGCUGGGGAACCGCAUCGACGAUGUCGCCCCGGGGAGGUGA